Salvelinus sp. IW2-2015 is the source of this 1295-nucleotide messenger RNA. RefSeq names its product 14-3-3 protein gamma-2-like. NCBI's taxonomy places the organism in Eukaryota, Metazoa, Chordata, Actinopteri, Salmoniformes, Salmonidae. The record is from RefSeq and is a predicted model, not a curated record. Gene Ontology annotation, biological process: signal transduction; intracellular protein localization. Gene Ontology annotation, molecular function: protein kinase C binding. Gene Ontology annotation, cellular component: cytoplasm.
GACGCAGUCCGGGGAAAGUGUGAGGAACGAGAAAGGGUGUCCCGUCGGCACUAGCACAGACUGCACGGAACAGCUGCAGCCAAGGUUCACAUAGAGUUUCACAGCAUUGCGAGUAGUACACAUAUAAUUUCAUCCCAAAACCUAUAGAAUAACUUUCACACUAACCAAAUAUUAAAAUGGUUGAUCGCGAGCAGCUGGUGCAGAAAGCCAGGCUGGCUGAACAGGCUGAAAGGUAUGAUGAUAUGGCAGCUGCCAUGAAAUCGGUAACAGAGCUGAAUGAGGCGCUAUCUAACGAGGAGAGGAACCUCCUGUCUGUGGCCUAUAAGAAUGUGGUGGGGGCCCGUCGUUCCUCUUGGAGGGUAAUCUCUAGCAUCGAGCAGAAAACCUCUUCAGAUGGAAAUGAGAAAAAGAUUGAAAUGGUUCGGGCCUACAGAGAGAAGAUUGAGAAGGAGCUAGAGGCUGUGUGUCAGGACGUGCUCAACCUGCUGGAUAACUACCUGAUCAAGAACUGCAACGAGACGCAGCACGAGAGCAAGGUGUUUUACCUGAAGAUGAAGGGCGACUACUACCGCUACCUGGCCGAGGUGGCCACGGGUGAGAAGAGGGCCACCGUCAUCGAGUCAUCAGAGAAGGCUUACAACGAGGCUCAUGAGAUCAGCAAAGAGCACAUGCAGCCCACCCACCCCAUCCGCCUCGGCUUGGCUCUCAACUACUCUGUGUUUUACUACGAGAUCCAGAAUGCCCCUGAGCAGGCUUGUCAUCUGGCCAAGACCGCCUUCGAUGACGCUAUUGCUGAGCUGGACACCCUGAACGAGGACUCCUACAAAGACUCAACUCUCAUCAUGCAGCUGCUCCGAGACAACUUAACACUGUGGACAAGUGACCAGCAGGAUGAUGAGGGAGGGGAGGGCAACAAAGAUUAAUAAACCACACUUAGGAAAAAUAUAUAAUGAAGGGCCGGUGGGCUUUGGCAGACGCUUUUGCUCGUACAGCAGCAGCAGUUCUUUAUUUUUCCAUGUGUUAAAAGAAAAUAAUCAAAAGAAAGGUGAGGGGAGGUUACAUCUUAGGCUAAAUAUAUAUAUAUAUAUAUAUAUAAAUAAAUAGUUGAAAGGGCCUCCGUCUUCUUGAUUUUCUCUUUGACAUUUGCCAAAACCACUGAAAUGUCAGUCAAUCCUGAAGUGGUUGUUGUUGGAUUGGUUUGGCAGUCUCACACUGGCAUAGGGACUGGUGUCGUACCAAGGGAAGCUGCUUAGUUAGGUUUAUGCAUGAUAGAGAUGCAGACACUUGAGGAAGGG